Molecule: messenger RNA, 2350 nt
Organism: Spinacia oleracea (spinach)
Lineage: Eukaryota; Viridiplantae; Streptophyta; Magnoliopsida; Caryophyllales; Amaranthaceae
Exons: 4
Coding region: 338-2155 (605 amino acids)
Source: RefSeq, a predicted model, not a curated record
AAGACCCAAAUUUUUUUUAAAAAAAAGUUUGCUCUCACAAGUUGUUUUCCUUAGGCCCAAUACAAAGUAAACCAACUCCCUUUCCCUCUAAAAAUGUUCAACCCCAUGAGAAAGUAUUAAAUAGCUUUCUUAGACUUAAUCCAAACCCCCCAAAUCAACAACCUUUUCUUCAUUCUCUCAUUAAUCCACCAUUUUAUCAAUUUCAAUAAAAUUACCAAUUCCAACAUUACUCAAAUAAAAAUAGACAAAAAAGACUGAAUCUUUGCAUAAAUUCAUCAAUUUCUACCCAAAAAACAGAACAUUUUCUUCUGUUUUUUCAACAAUUUGAAUUGAAAAGAUGGCUAUUUGGCCAGGAAGAGGAUCAACAACGAAGAAAUACCAGGUAAAAUUGAAGGAAUUGAAGCUUGAAGGAUUACAAUUCGAAGGUAAAGAACGAGUAAAAAUGGCGAUUGAAGUGAAAUGGGAAGGAGCUCAUAAGUCUGGAUUUUAUUCGUCAUUAUACAAGAAAUCUCAUCAAAAUCGAACCGCGUUCUCCAAAGAAAUCGAGCUUAUGAAAUUGGAUGAAUCAAUUGAAUGGAGCAAUGAGUUCGAUCAUAUUUGCAGUUUUUCUAUCAAUUCUAAAGACCCCAUUUCAUUUUCUCCUUGGAUUGUUUCAUUCCACAUACUUUAUGUGGAGAGUGAAGAAACAUCAUCAUCAUCUUCAUCUAGUGGUAAUAAAAUGCAAGUAAUAGGCAAUGCAAAAUUAAAUUUAGGAGAAUUAGCUUCAAAAAUGGAGGCGCAAAUUCAGCAAAUAAUACCCAUCUCUUUAGAGUUGGAUGGAGUUGUCAUGAAAUCUUCCCUUCAAGUAAUUGUGAGCUUCACUGAGAUGAGAAACACAUCCCACUCGCGUACCUUAUCCCAUGACUCGUUUGGAGUCGUUCAGAACUCGAGUGAAUCAGCGAGUUUGCUAAGGAGAACUAAUAGUCAAGGUGCUUCGUUAACACAAGAGAAAGCCAAGAAAAACAAGCCUCGGUUAUUUGGGAAACAGUUUAGUCUUAAGAACUCGGGUGAGUCUUCAGCUACAUCUAGCUCGGAGAGUGAGUAUGUGGUUGUAGCUUCGAGCAGCAAAAAUGAUGAGUCUAACUCAGUGACUGAGUCGAAGAGCUCGUUGAGUUCAGAGACACAGUUGGACUUGGUCACCAAAGGUGGCUUUUGGAAAUGGAAGAGAAGAAAAUCCAUGAACAAAACUGAUCAAAAGACUGCAUCUACUGUGGAUGUAGAAAAGUCUUGCAAUUCUAGCAGCUGGGAAGAAAAGGAACUGGUGAGCAGAGAUGGGAAAACAAAGCUAAAAGCCAAUGUGUUUUUCGCCUCAUUUGACCAGCGUAGCGAGAAAGCAGCAGGGGAGAGCGCAUGCGCUGCUAUAGUGGCAGUCAUCGCCCACUGGCUCCAACUCCACGGAGUCAUGUCGUUAACAGGACCCGUAUUUGAUCGCCUCAUCACUGAGGGCUCCUUAGAAUGGAGAAAACUUUGCAGCGACGAGUCAAACAACCCCGACCGCCAUUUCGACCUCGAAACCAUCAUAAACGCCGAACUCCGGCCCCUCGCUGUCAUGUGGAACAACUCCCGGUUCGGGUUCUUCCACCCCGAGGAAUUCGACCACCUAAAAGACGCUGCAUCUUUCGAUGAGAUUUGGAAAGAAAUCAACACAGACGUGAAUGAAUCAGACCCAAGAGUCUACAUCGUCAGAUGGAACGAGCAUUUCUUUAUACUCAAGGUGGAGGCUAACGCUAACUACAUCAUCGACUCCCUAGGAGAACGGCUCUAUGAAGGGUGCAACCAAGCGUAUGUUCUGAAGUUCGAUGAUUCGACAUUGAUGCUUGAGAAGGAACAAGGGGAAGAGAAAGAGAAAAGCGAAGAAGAUAAGGUGAUAUGCAGAGGGAAGGAAUGUUGUAGGGAGUAUAUGAAGAGGUUUUUAGCAGCUAUUCCACUCAGGGAGCUGAAAGAGGAGGAAGCUAAGGGUAAAACAGUUGAUGUGUUUGCGCUAUAUAAGAGACUGCAGAUUGAUUUUCAUCUCAGUUCUAAUUCUUCUGCUGCUUCUACAGCUAAUACUUCUAUUACAGCCUCUCCUGAUACUGAGCCUCACUUCCUUGUUGAUAAUGAAUAUGUACAGAUUUAGACUCUUUUGUUUGUGUAUAGUUUUUAUAUCUGAUUGGUUAGAAACUUUAGAUUAGGACUAGAAAACUUCAUGGGUGUGCUGGAAAGAAGUUCAUUUGUGAUUGUUUUUAUUUUUAAUUUUAACAUUGAUUGAAAAGUUUUGUCCAUAAAGUAGAGAAGAAAAACAAAUAAAGAUAAUCACAAUUUUCUUCAAAAA